Molecule: messenger RNA, 5317 nt
Organism: Prunus persica (peach)
Lineage: Eukaryota; Viridiplantae; Streptophyta; Magnoliopsida; Rosales; Rosaceae
Product: pentatricopeptide repeat-containing protein At4g20090
Exons: 4
Coding region: 295-2289 (664 amino acids)
Molecular function (GO): protein binding
Source: RefSeq, a predicted model, not a curated record
CUAAUCCCUUCUUCGUUUUGUAUUUGGGCAUAAAUCCGCUUGAUUGUAAAAACACCAGCUUGCUUCUUCUUCUUCCAAUCAGAGCUUCCCGUUAGGCUUCUUUCUGAUACUCUGUUUCUUGUGGCUUGCACUAUUUUGAGUUCGACACCAUUCAGCGAGUUCACUGGGAGAGUUUGUCUCUCUGUGAAAUGCACAAAACCCAUUAAAACCCAAUACUUGAUUCUGAUAUCCUUCUACCCAUUUGGACUUGUAUGCAGGUUCAAUCCAAUCCCCAAACCAAACCCUUAAAAACCCAUGCCAAAAUGCUCAACUUACUACUCGAAGCUCCUCUGCAGCUCAAUCCAAGGUGGUCUCAAGAAGCUGAGCCUCUGUCCAAUCUCACCAUGUGAGUUGUUAACUUGUUCGCUUCAUUCUCACUUUUCAGUUCUUGCAAUUCCAUCAAACCAAGCCCUUCAAACUGAACCCGUAAACAAUGAUGAAACUGAGCCCCCAAUUUCUAAUGAAAUCUUCAAGAAAGGUACCAAAUUGGGUUCUUACAAGUCCGGUGAUUCAACUUUCUAUUCACUCAUUGAGAAUUACGCAAAUUUGGGUGAUUUUCGGUCAUUGGAGCAGGUUUUGGAUCGAAUGAAACGUGAAAGGCGAGUUUUUAUUGAGCAGAGUUUUAUUCUAAUGUUUAGAGCUUAUGGAAAAGCGCAUUUACCCAAUAAAGCUGUAGAAUUGUUUUAUAGAAUGGUGGAUGAAUUUCAGUGUAGGCGAACAGUUAAGUCGUUUAAUUCGGUGCUUAAUGUUAUUAUACAGGAGGGUCAUUAUUCUCAUGCUUUAGAGUUUUAUUCUCAUGUUGUUGGUACUACGGGCAUGAACAUUUCACCCAAUGUACUCAGUUUUAAUUUGAUUAUUAAAUCCAUGUGUAAGCUCGGAUUGGUUGAUAGAGCAGUCCAAGUGUUUAGAGAAAUGCCACUUAGGAAUUGCACUCCUGAUGUGUUCACGUAUUCUACAUUGAUGGAUGGGUUAUGCAAGGAGAAAAGGAUUGAUGAGGCGGUCUUUUUGUUGGAUGAGAUGCAACUUGAGGGGUGCAUUCCGAGUCCUGUGACAUUUAAUGUGUUGAUUAAUGCAUUAUGCAAGAAGGGUGACUUGGGACGUGCAGCGAAGCUUGUUGAUAAUAUGCUUCUUAAAGGCUGUGUUCCGAAUGAAGUGACUUAUAACACCCUUAUCCACGGUUUGUGUCUCAAGGGUAAGUUGGCUAAGGCAGUUAGUCUUUUGGAUAGAAUGGUUUCGAAUAAAUGUGUGCCUAAUGAUGUGACAUAUGGUACAAUCAUCAAUGGACUUGUUAAGCGAGGGCGAGCGGUUGAUGGGGCUCGAGUGCUGAUGUCUAUGGAAGAAAGAGGGAAUCAUGCAAAUGAGUAUAUUUAUUCAGUCCUUGUUAGUGGACUGUUCAAGGAGGGAAAAUCUGAAGAUGCAAUGAGAUUGUGGAAGGAGAUGCUGGAAAAGGGAUGUAAACCCAACACCAUUGCCUAUAGCACUCUUAUAAAUGGUCUUUGCGGAGAAGGAAAACCAGAUGAAGCCAAGGAAGUAUUCAGUGAAAUGGUGAGUAAUGGUUGCAUGCCCAAUUCCUUCACUUAUAGUUCUUUAAUGAGAGGUUUCUUCCAGACAGGUCAGAGUCAAAAAGCCAUUCUUUUGUGGAAAGAAAUGGCAAACAAUAUGCGUAAUGAGGUCUGUUACAGUGUCCUAAUUCAUGGUUUAUGUGAGGAUGGUCAACUCAACGAGGCCUUGAUCGCCUGGCAGCAGAUGUUGGGCAGAGGAUAUAAACCUGAUGUUGUGGCUUACAGUUCAAUGAUUCAUGGCCUUUGCAAUGCUGGUUUGGUUGAGCAGGGUUUGAAACUUUUUAAUGAAAUGCUUUGUCAGGAGCCUGAAUGUCAACCAGAUGUCAUCACUUAUAACAUACUUUUCAAUGUAUUCUGCAAGCAGAGUAGCAUCUCCCUUGCCAUUGAUCAUUUAAAUAGGAUGCUGGAUCGGGGUUGUGAUCCCGACUCAGUUACAUGUGACAUCUUCCUGAGAAGUUUGAGAGAAAGGCUUGACCCGCCUCAAGAUGGGAGGGAGUUCCUAAAUGAGCUUGUUGUCCGGCUAUUUAAGCAGCAGAGGAUAGUAGGUGCUUCCAUAAUUGUAGAAGUGAUGCUGCAAAAGUUUUUGCCACCCAAAGCCUCUACUUGGACAAGGGUUGUACAAGAGCUUUGCAAGCCUAAGAUGGUCAGAGCAGCCAUUGACAAAUGCUGGAGCAGCCUAUAUUUCUAAUUUUUAAGUAAGGCUUUUAUGUGUUUUUGUUCUCCUCAAAGCUUGGUUAGACUCUAACUGGAACCAUAUCUUUCUUAAUUAGGUAAUCAAAGCUUAGAUGUUAAACUCGUAAGAGAAAAAAGCUAGAGUUGAUAACUUUUCUUUUCAGCCCCCCUUCCUAACAUUACAUGGUCUAAUUUUUAUCUGGUAAAAAAAGAGAGCUGAUUUUCCCACUCCUCUUUUAUCCACUUACACUCCUUUUGUUAGAAAUUGUAUGUUCCCACUCCUCUUUUGUUCACUUACACUCCCUUUUUGUUAUACUAAAAACUAUUUAAAAACAAAAGGGAGUGUAAGUGGACAAAAGGGGAGUGGGAAAAUCACCAUAUGUGAUUUUUCUUUCAACCACAUGCAGUCCAGUUGCCUUUUAGAGUUGGGGAUGUACCUUAUAAUUUUGAAGAUUCUUUAAGGGGACGUAGUAUUCCAAGAAAUGGAAAAUCAAUAUUUCGUCUCUGCAUAGCGUCAUGUUAUUUUAGUGUCAGUUAUUGUUUUAUAACACAUUUUAUAUAUUCAGUUGGCAUAGUUUCCGUCUGUUGUACUGGAGAAGGAAACUAACAAAAAAUAUGGAGGCUAUUUUUUGGUUGGAGGAUUAAUGAUAUAUGUGAUCCAGCUUUUCUUAGGUACUUAGCAUUACCGCCAUCGACAUUAUCUACUUUACAUUUCUACCAAAUUGUUCUCAUAUGACACUUUUCUGAAAAAGUAGAUUUUCUUUAAGGUCUCUUACAGAUGGCACUCUUGCAAAUAGAGAUGUGCGGACAUCUGUUUCAUGAAAAUGUGCAAACCUUCAACAGACUCCCUCCCAUUCAUUCACAGCAUAUGUCAAAUCUGCAGAUGAGCAAAGUUGGUGCAGGUUGACCUGGGACAAGUAAACAAUAAGCUCGUAGCAGAAAAUUGAAAUUCUGUUGGUAAAAAGGUGAGUUUGUAGUCAGGUAAUAUCUCAAAAUCUGCCGUCUGCAACUUUUACUAGCAUAUAAAAUUUCCAGGAUCCAUGUGCAAUUUAGUGACACUUGUUUAGGGAUUCUGGCUGGUCUUGCUUAUGGGCCAUAUCAUAAGUUGCAUGCAGACCAAAGAAGACAUAGUAAAUAAGCAUUACUACGGUGCAGAUUCCAAAUCUUUCAAAAGCUUUAUGACCCAGAGAGCCCAUAAGAAAAAUGUUUGUUGCAAUUGACAAGGAUGGCAACCAAGGAACCAGUGGAAACCCCCCAAACUUUUGGUGACCUCUGCUGGGGUAAAAAUACUGCCAUUGCCAAAGUCCCAAAGAACCAAAGAGGAACUGUCACGACAUAACCAACCCAACCAUUGGGAUUUAGUCCCCAGUAAGCCGAAGUCCACAUGGAAGAAGCAAUGAUGAUCAGCAAGAAAUGACGCUUCAAAAGAUGAUGUUGUGGGGUGAUUUCUCUCACGUAGUACCUCCUCACUAGAAGUGCGACAGCCAUCAUCAUGAAGAUAAAGAGUGUGCUCACUGAUAACAGACCUGCCAAGACAUCCAAGCUCGAAAACAAAGCAAUACAACCACUUGGAAUGACAAUCAAGACUAGCAUUUAUGGGGGUUCCUGUCUUUGGAUGGACAAGAGCAAACCAUGGUGGUAUCAUGUGGGCUCGUGCAAUAUGAGUGAUAUACCGUGCCUGUCCAAGUGUCCCGACCAGAAGAACAGUGGUCAUUCCCUUCAGGGCACCUAGGGCAACUAGGUACUUGGCCCAUGUCAUGCCCACACUUUGAAAUGCUACAGAGUAGGCUACAUUUGGGUCUAUAUCUGUGUAUUUCUGCAUCAUAGGCAGUGAAACUGCCGUUAAACAAUAUACGACAGUGAUGAUUGACAUUGAUCCAAUUAAUCCUAUCGGUAUGUCCCUGGAUGGAUAUUUGGUUUCUUCAGCCAUGGUGGCGAUAUUGUCAAAUCCUCCGUAAGCAAGGUAAACAAUUGCAGCUGCUUGAAAGACUCCUCUAGCCCCAAACGGAAAAAAGGGUUUCAUAUUUGAUGGGUUGGCAUGGAUAAAUGCUGCAAUUAUCACAAACAGAAUUACAACAUUAUUGACUACAGAUGCUAUCCAGUUUAAGUAAGAGGUCUUCCUGGUGCUGAUCAUUGCAAUUGUUGCAGCUAUUGUCAGAACCGCAACAGCUAUUGGGUCAAGUAGAUUGAACCCCUCCGUCAGAUUUGUAUGGAUGCGUAAUGAGUUGGAGGGACGAUUCAAGAGUGAUGUGAAGUAAGAAGUCCAUGAUCUAGCAAUUGCUGCACUUCCGACAAUGCCCUCAAGAAGUAUGUUUCCUGCUGUUGUGAAUGCUAUAAAGUCUCCUAAUUCUGUCCGCAGUUAAGCAAAAGCUCCACCUGCCACAGGGACUUCCACUGAAAAUUCUGUGUUGGAGAAGACAGAGAGCAUUGCCGAGACACCGGAAGCAACAUAGGACAAGACAAUAGCUGGUCCAGCAUGGUCAUGAAUUUCUUGCCCAGUAAGCACAAAGAUGCCUGCACCAAUUACUGAACCAAAUCCAAACCAGAUGAGAUCCCACCAUGUGAGGCAACGCUUCAUGUCAUUUUCACUUCGCUUUGGAAGUUCCCCAAUCUCAUUGUUAUCAUCUGAUCUGCUUAUGAGACGGUUCUUGAACCUGUAGCCUGUUUGUGACAGGGCGGUCCGAUAUGUACUCCAACUUUGAAAGGAUUCUUCUGGUAGGAAAUCUUGUUUGCUCCAUCACCAGUAACUUCUUGGCUGAACCUCUUCACCCACUACUCCCAUGGAACCCAUUUUUCUAUUUUUCCCUUGUGUCCUUCCCUAGCACUUAUCUCUUAUGGCAAUGUAAAAUGCUAGAAUAUGGGAUUCUGUCCUGAGAUUUAGAAUCUUAUCUCCUAGUUCCUGAAUUAUUUCUUGAAUUAUUGAUAGUGAAACUGAGGUUGUGAGCUCAAUGCAUAAGUCAAAUGAUGCAGACGAUUUAAGAGACUUGUAAAAGCUUGUUUUAACUUACAAGUCUGGUGGGCUGAUUUUCUUGGGUUGUUUGGUA